CACCCUACGUGGCUUCCAUCUUCACCAUUUGUGUCACCAAAACUUUUCCUUCUUUCCUUUCUCUGCAACCAUGUAUAUGUAUCUGUAUAUGUAUAUGUAUUGUAUAACCCCUCUCUCUAUGUUGAAAACCUUCAUAUAUAUAUAUGUAUGUAUUAGGUUUGGAAAAUAGCUAGAAGUGGUGGGAGAAGAAGGUUGUGUCUGGCUAGUAAUCUUGGUGGCUCUCUUCUCAGUUCUUGAUUCAUUCUUGAUCUGCUUCUCUUUUUGUGUUUGGAGGUUGCAGUGCCGGAAAUGGCAGAGAUUACCAAGAAGCUUUUGAAUGGAGAUGGGAAAGGAAAUGGAGGUGAGGAGGCGGUGAGAUUUAAAGACAAGCUCUGGGCGGAGAAGAAGAAGAUGUGGGUGGUUGCAGGUCCUGCCAUUUUCACCAGAUUUUCAACCUUUGGCGUCACUGUUAUUAGUCAAGCUUUUGUUGGUCAUAUCGGCCCUAUUCAACUUGCUGCUUAUUCACUAGUAUUUACUGUUUUCUUGAGGUUCGCAAAUGGUAUAUUGUUGGGCAUGGCUAGUGCAUUGGAAACUCUCUGUGGGCAAGCAUAUGGUGCAAAGCAAUACCACAUGCUUGGGAUAUACCUACAAAGAUCAUGGCUAGUCCUCACCAUUUGUGCAGUCUGUCUUCUUCCUUUGUUUAUCUUUACAGCUCCAAUUCUGAGAGUUUUGGGCCAAGAUGAAGAGAUCAUACAAGUGGCCAAAGGAAUUGGUUACUGGUUAAUUCCAAUCAUGUUCUCUUUCAUUGUUUCCUACACCUGUCAAAUGUACCUCCAAGCACAAGCCAAGAACUUGAUUAUUGCUUACUUGGCCGCAUUCUCGCUUGUUACUCACCUCUUUCUCUCAUGGCUUUUGACUGUAAAGUUCAAGCUGGGACUUGAUGGGGCACUGACAUCUACCGUUUUGGCAUACUGGAUACCUAAUAUUGGCCAGCUCUUGUUCGUUACAUGCGGAGGGUGUAAAGAGACGUGGACGGGUUUCUCAACUUUGGCUUUUAAGGAGCUUGGCCCUGUAUUUAAGCUUUCAUUGUCAUCUGGUGUCAUGCUUUGUCUUGAGCUCUGGUACAAUACAGUUUUGGUUCUUUUAACAGGAAACUUGAAAAAUGCAAAGGUUGCCAUUGAUGCUCUUGCUAUCUGCAUCAACAUCAAUGGAUUGGAGAUGAUGAUUUCGCUUGGUUUCUUGGCAGCCGCUAGUGUUAGGGUGUCAAAUGAACUCGGGAGAGGGAGCUCUAAGGCAGCAAAGUUUUCAAUCAAGGUGAUAGUUUCGACAUCAUUUACAAUCGGAUUUGUGCUUUUCUUGUUCUUCCUAGCUCUCAGAGGAAACCUUGCAUACCUAUUCACCACGAGUGAAGAGGUUGUUAAGGCAGUUGCUGAUCUAUCGCCACUCUUGGCUCUAUCCAUUCUUCUGAAUAGUGUCCAACCAGUACUCUCUGGAGUUGCUAUCGGAGCUGGAUGGCAGAGUGUUGUGGCAUACGUUAACAUAGCUUGCUACUACUUGAUUGGCAUUCCUAUCGGCGUAGUGCUUGGAUAUGUGGUCGGAUUACAAGUCAAAGGUGUCUGGACUGGGAUGUUGCUUGGAGUAUUUGUUCAAAGUAUUGUGCUUGUUAUAAUCACUUCAAAAACUGACUGGGAGGAACAGGUAUUUAUGUCACGAACCCGUUUGCGUAGAUGGUUUGUUGAAGGCCCCGAAGAUCGAAACCGAAACACACAAAAUGUUUGAUGUUGUUUGAGACGAUUUAGGGUUUAAUUUUUGUCACGAAAUGAUUCCAUUUUUGUUGUAUAAUCAAAAUAUUGUUCUGAACCCAUUGUGGUAAGGGUGAAAUUAGGCUGACUUUCCUGAAUCAAGGUAUGGUAACUUGUUCACUUAUUAUAAAAAAUGCAAUUAAUUAAUUAUAAGACA
Molecule: messenger RNA, 1938 nt
Organism: Carica papaya (papaya)
Lineage: Eukaryota; Viridiplantae; Streptophyta; Magnoliopsida; Brassicales; Caricaceae
Product: protein DETOXIFICATION 21-like
Biological process (GO): xenobiotic detoxification by transmembrane export across the plasma membrane
Cellular component (GO): membrane
Molecular function (GO): antiporter activity; xenobiotic transmembrane transporter activity
Source: RefSeq, a predicted model, not a curated record